UUUCCAAAAUGGCAAAAGCCUCCCUCCCCAUACGAAGAUCUGUUCCCCAUUUGAGGAAGCUACACGGAAACAUAGGCAACUGUUUCGCUCGUUAAGAUAACCCAUUGCCUGCUCGUUUCUUGUCCCCUUUAGGGUCUACCGAAUUUUCCCGGAAAGCUUUUUCUGUUUGGUUUGGUUCUCUUUGUUUAUUGGAAGAGUCUCGUCCCCUUUGUGAGAGUUGUUGAAGCAGUGUUUUGAAGCACCUUUUUAUGAACGGUGUUUGUAUUUGUUGUGUAAUUGCGAUUUAAUAGUUACCAAUUGUGACUAUAUUUAGGUGAUUGCAAAACUAGGGUUUUGGCUUUGGAUUAGAGCUUGAAAGAAGAGGAGAAAUUGAAAAAAUUUGAAGGUUGAACGUUGAAAGGCGUUUUGGAGUUUCAUUCGUUAAAUUCUUAUGAAGUAAAUCUUUGAUUAGGUGUUAUACUGUUUGCUCAGAACACUAAUACCCGUUUGAUCUCUGCAUUCGCUUUCUUUGUAAAACUUAGUUCAGGUUUACUAAAGUAAAACUUGGUUGGAACGAAGUUUUAAAUUGAGAUCCUGGUGGCUUCUCCACUUUGAAGUCAGCUAUGACACGAGCUAGUUCGAUCCAAUUGUCCCACGAAUUAUGGAUUCACAGUAGUCAGGGUUGCUAUGGCCAAAAUACUAAAAUCAUUGGAAAGGGAACAAACAGAGUACAUGUAGUUAAUGUCAAUCUUUCAUCACGUAGUCUGAGACAGGAUUCUUGGACUCUUCACUUUUUAAGUAGCACACAUAGGCCAAUAUGCCAUGCACCUUCCAGCUGCAAUGCUUUCGUCUGCCGAUCUCUUCUGUCUCCAGGAGGAGGAAAUGGGAUUCCUCUUCUAAAGUCUGCUUCUGUGGUCCUCAGUAGGUCAUAUGAUGCCCUACGUGGAAGUCCUGUUGUGCUUAAGUUGAUCCCAGCUGUUGGUAUCAUUGCUUUUGCUGCAUGGGGUCUUGGCCCACUUAUGCGUCUGAGCAGAAUUUUUUUUCUCCAUAAAUCUGAUAAGAAUUGGAGUAAAAGCAGUUCGCAUUAUGUUCUGACCUCAUAUCUUCAACCUUUGCUGCUAUGGGCUGGAGCAAUACUCAUUUGCAGAGCAUUGGAUCCUGUAGUUCUACAAUCAGAAGCAAGCCAAGCUGUGAAGCAACGACUUCUGAACUUUAUACGUUCAUUAUCAACUGUGUUGGCAUUUGCCUAUUGUAUAUCAAGCUUGAUUCAACAGGCACAAAACUUCUUCAUAGAGACAAAUGACUCCAGUGAUGCAAGAAAUAUGGGAUUUAGUUUUGCUGGCAAAGCUGUUUAUAGUGCAGUUUGGGUUGCUGCUGUAUCAUUGUUCAUGGAAUUGCUGGGUUUUUCUACUCAAAAGUGGGUCACGGCUGGAGGUCUUGGUACCGUAUUGCUCACUCUUGCUGGUCGUGAGAUAUUUACGAAUUUUCUUUCAAGUGUAAUGAUCCAUGCAACACGGCCGUUUGUUUUGAAUGAAUGGAUUCAGACAAAGAUUGAAGGCUAUGAAGUUUCUGGAACUGUUGAGCAUGUGGGUUGGUGGUCACCAACAAUUAUAAGAGGCGAUGAUCGUGAAGCAGUUCACAUUCCCAACCAUAAAUUCACUAUGAAUGUUGUGAGAAAUCUUAGCCAGAAGACUCAUUGGCGAAUUAAGACCCACCUUGCCAUCAGUCACUUGGAUGUCAACAAAAUUAAUAACAUAGUUGCUGAUAUGCGGAAGGUUUUGGCUAAAAACCCUCAAGUAGAGCAGCAAAAGCUGCACAGAAGAGUCUUCUUGGAUAAUAUUAACCCAGAGAAUCAGGCUCUUAUGGUUUUUGUGUCAUGCUUCGUGAAAACCUCUCAUUUUGAAGAAUACCUGUGUGUAAAGGAAGCAAUAAUCUUGGAUCUUCUUAGAGUUAUAAGCCAUCACCGGGCUCGGCUUGCCACACCGAUCCGUACUGUUCAGAAGAUAUACAAUGAGGCUGAUUUAGCUAAUGUACGUUCUGCUGACACUAUUCUUACUCGUUCAGGAGCAGUUGCUAACCGCCCACUAUUGCUGAUUGAACCCUCUUAUAAAAUCAAUGGUGAUGAUAAAACUAAAGCUUCAAGCCGUUCAGUAUGUACCAAUGGGGAAAAAGAUGCGAAGGCUGAAGCAGCCUCAACAUCUGAGUCCAAAGCAGAUGCUAAUGCAGGAUCAACAACAAACACCCCUGAAUCUAAGGGUUUGGCAACCCCAGCAUCUGAUCGCUGGCAGUCAAAAAUGGUUCAUGAUAAUUCAGUGCCAAACAAUCCUGAAACAAAGAAAACUAGUGAAAGCAUCGAAGACACAUGGAAGGAGAACAUGGGGCUAAAUUCCGAAGACAUAACUCUGGGAAGGGCAGCACCUGAAGAAUAUUCUGAAUCUAAAAGAAGUGAGAUUCCCUCAACUAUUUCCCAGGCUAAACAGGACGUUGAAAGGUCUGCUGCAUCAGCAUCAGUAGCCAGGCCUCCAUUGGAGGAGAACAUUGUUCUUGGGGUUGCUCUGGAGGGCUCAAAACGAACACUUCCAAUAGAGGAAGAAGUUGCUCCAUCUCCUUUCCCCUCAGAGUCCAAGGAAUUGGCUGCAAGCCGGAAUGGAGGUGGGCCCCCAUCUGUUGGAAAGGAUAAGAAAGAUGAAUGCCAAUAGUUCCUAAGUCAGAUUGAUUAGCUGGAUGAAGAUAAAUGGUCAAAUUCUUGGUGUUGUCUAUGCAACUUUGAGUCUUCACCACUCAAAUUGUGCAGGAAUGCGACAGCUGUGUUUUUUAAGCUGUCGUUAUGCUGUUUGUAAAUAAUUCAUAAAAUUAGAGCCGAAAAAAAAAGGAAAAAUAAAGGCCUUGAAAAGCCAAUGCGCUUAUUAGCUGCAGUAUGUCUUUCAUUUGUUAAAAAAUGUUGUUACAUUAUCUUUGUUUAACUGCUGGUUUAUCAUCUAUUAAGAUCAUUCGGUGCCUCUGGAGCUCAGUUACUAA
This is a messenger RNA of Jatropha curcas, 2997 nucleotides long. Its product is annotated as mechanosensitive ion channel protein 2, chloroplastic. Gene Ontology annotation, cellular component: membrane. The record is from RefSeq and is a predicted model, not a curated record. NCBI's taxonomy places the organism in Eukaryota, Viridiplantae, Streptophyta, Magnoliopsida, Malpighiales, Euphorbiaceae. Gene Ontology annotation, biological process: transmembrane transport.